This is a messenger RNA of Labrus mixtus (cuckoo wrasse), 3944 nucleotides long. RefSeq names its product cholinergic receptor, nicotinic, beta 2 (gene chrnb2). Gene Ontology annotation, cellular component: neuron projection; synapse; postsynaptic membrane. Gene Ontology annotation, biological process: signal transduction; monoatomic ion transmembrane transport; regulation of membrane potential. The transcript is spliced from 6 exons. The coding region runs from base 282 to 1934 and encodes 550 amino acids. Gene Ontology annotation, molecular function: acetylcholine-gated monoatomic cation-selective channel activity; transmembrane signaling receptor activity. Lineage: Eukaryota; Metazoa; Chordata; Actinopteri; Labriformes; Labridae. The record is from RefSeq and is a predicted model, not a curated record.
CCGCACAGCACGACCCAGCGCUCAGCUCACCUGUCCCCCCUUGCAGAAAUAUUAAGUAGCCUAUUUUGCUUCUUUUUUUUUUUUUUUUUUUUUUUGUCGGGCGACGAAGACGUGAGGACCUGAAAGGAGAGCCCUGACGUCAUCAUGCCAGGUAGAGUCUGAAGGGAGUGUUUAGGUCGUGAGGAGGAGGAGGUGGAGGAGAAAGAGGUGGAACACUGCGGGUGUGCUUGGGGUAGCCUCUCCAUCGCGGUGAACACCUUUCGGGUUCGGACGCACGUAAGAUGAUGGACGGCUGGCCGCCGCCGCCGCCGCUGCUGCUGCUGCUGCUGACCGUCCUCUCCAUCGCGGGAGGAGGCCUUGGGGCAGACACAGAGGAGCGAUUGGUGGAGCAUCUCCUGAAUCCAGCCCAUUAUAACAAACUGAUCCGUCCUGCGACUAAUGGCUCUGAGCUGGUCACUGUGCAGCUGAUGGUAUCGCUGGCCCAGCUCAUCAGUGUGCAUGAAAGAGAACAGGUGAUGACGACCAACGUCUGGCUAACACAGGAGUGGCAGGACUACCGUCUGACUUGGGUCCCUGAGGAGUUUGAUGGGAUGAUGAAGGUCAGGCUGCCCUCGAAACACAUCUGGCUGCCUGACGUGGUGCUCUACAACAAUGCUGAUGGCGUGUACGAGGUGUCUUUCUACUCAAACGCUGUGGUCUCCUACGAUGGCAGCAUCUUCUGGCUGCCCCCAGCCAUCUAUAAGUCAGCCUGUAAGAUCGAGGUCAAACACUUCCCCUUUGACCAGCAGAACUGCACCCUGCGAUUCCGCUCCUGGACCUACGACCGCACCGAGAUCGACCUUGUGCUGCGAGCUGAUGUGGCCAGCAUGGACGACUUUACGCCCAGUGGGGAGUGGGAUAUCAUCGCCCUGCCAGGCAGACGAAAUGAGAACCCGGCCGACCCUGCCUACGUGGACAUCACGUACGACUUCAUCAUUCGUAGAAAGCCUCUCUUCUACACCAUCAACCUCAUCAUCCCGUGCGUGCUCAUCACCUCACUGGCAAUCCUGGUCUUCUACCUGCCGUCCGACUGCGGCGAGAAGAUGACUCUCUGCAUCUCCGUGCUGCUUGCGCUCACUGUGUUCCUGCUGCUGAUCUCAAAGAUUGUCCCUCCCACUUCACUGGACGUUCCUCUGGUUGGGAAGUACCUGAUGUUCACCAUGGUCCUUGUCACUUUCUCCAUUGUUACCAGUGUGUGUGUGCUCAACGUGCACCACCGCUCCCCCACCACACACACAAUGCCCCCCUGGGUUAAGCUGGUGUUCCUCAACAAACUUCCUGCUUUGCUCUUCAUGCGGCAACCUAGAAACAGCUGCGAGCGCCAGCGGCUACGCCAAAGAAGGAGGGCACAGGAACAGAAGGAGGGAGGGCGCAGCGGGGAGGCUGGGGCCUUGAUGGUUGGGCUUGGGCUGGGUGGUGCAGGCGGGAAUGGUGGGGGAGCAUCCACAGGGGUGUUCGGAAAGGAGGACAGUGACCCGUGCACCUGCUACGUGAACCGGGCGUCAGUGAAAAAGUUUGGGGGGGAUCUUGGAGGAGCAGGAGGAGGGUCCAUGGAUGGGCUGAACAGAGUGAGGGAGGGCCGGGAAGGGGGGUCCGGAAUCAAGCCACGGGGGAAGCCAGGACCAGGAGGUCCCCCUCUGACUCAGGCCCUGCUGGCUCAAGCCUGCCCAGGGUUUGAGGAGGCUGUGGAGGGAGUACGCUUCAUCGCAAACCACAUGAAGGGCGAGGAUGAUGAUCAGAGUGUGAGCGAGGACUGGAAGUACGUUGCCAUGGUGAUCGACCGCCUCUUCCUGUGGAUCUUUGUGUUUGUGUGCGUGUUUGGCACACUGGGCAUGUUCAUGCAGCCACUCUUCCAGAAUUACACAGUCAAGACCAUCACCAGUUCGCCAGGCUGACCACUCCCGGGCCCUGAGCACGCUGACGGACAGCUCCCCCGACCAAUCAGCACAACAGGACAUGAGCCGGCGAUGGUUGUGGGGGUUGGUCCGGAUUUUAUUGUGUCUAUUUGGACUGGAACCAGAACUGGAUCUGAACAGUAAUCAAGCCCAUUACCUUUAUAGGACUGAUUUUUGCAACUAACAACCGUUUUUCUUGUAUGAAGACAAAGGAAAACAUUAUCAUAGACUCUAACCUCCAGAUGUUUCAUGGACUGACCUCCCUUCUCUGGUGGAAAGGUCCCUCCAUCCCUGCUUUCCUCCUCAGUUUAUCAGGGAGCAAGGGUGCUCUGAUUAACUUCUUGUUAAACCUCACGUCGGCCACUUUUUCUCGCUCGACGCUGACUGCUUGAUAGAGACUUGACAACGGCGACUUUACGUGUUCAUGAUAUUGACUGAUGUCAGUAUGAGCCAAUCAGAAAGAGCAGGGAGGUUCAGGUCAAGGUUGUGAUAUAUUGAUUUUAUUUUUCCAGGAAUUCACUGUCAGUGAACUGAUUCAGUAUAUUUUAUCAUAGCAUAGCCGCUUACCACAGUAUAGCAUUAGGAAUAUAUUAUUAAGAUUUCUCUAUGUUAGCUCAUGCAAGGGUCUGUCACUGAUAGAGAGGCUAUGAUGUGUUGUAUGAUUGUAUAGUUAAAAAAAAAGAAUGUGAUACAAACUGUGUUACACAGCCUGUGAUGCGCACACUAUCACAUUGUGUACAUGCAACUGACGGCGUUGUAAAACACAUGCAGGAGAGUUGGAUUGAAGAGUGAGGUAACGAUAUUAGAUGAAAGCCGUGGGGAAGUCAUAGAUUAUGCAUGGACAGUUUUUUGCUUAGAGAGAUGUGAACAUUAAGUAGAGAGCAGCAGAACCAGUGCUGGAGUACUCAGUGCUGCAGACAGAUGAGCUUAGCUCCAGAGAAACUGAGGAAUCUGAGCCAAGAUGGCGGAUAGGACCUCCUAUAUCCCUGACAAACACGGAUAUAGGAGUAUUUAGAGAUCAGAUGGUUCAAAGAUCAGUAUUGGAACAUGUAAAUCAAAUUAUUUUGAUGGAAAGAUGGGAAUUUUAUUAUGAAAUUGAAGCUAUUAUGUGUAUUAAGUGUAAUUUUCAUAUUUCAGUAUGUAAUGUUCAGAGCGUAUGUAUACAAGAGUGUGUGUUUGUGUGUGGGUGUGUGUGUUAUGCGUGCCCCAUGCCCUGAUGCAUUAUCAAAUCUGUCAGUUCAGAACAGCAUACUGUAUGUGCAUCUCCCCCCUCCUUUCUGUCUGCAGUCCUCUGCCCUUUAUCUGGUCUUCCAUGGACAAACACAUAUCUGACAUAUAGUCCAAUUAAAAUAACGACUCCCCACAUUCUCUGCACACAUAUUCUUUAUGGCAGUUCUCCUUUUUUCAUCGCCGACUGGAUGAUUUUCUCUCAUUUCUACAUUUCCCAGGGACAACCAAGCUAGAGGCAGAAGGUACUUUUCAGGCACACGGGGAGGAGAGAGGUGAAUUAAAUUUUCAAUGAACAAGAGAGAGAAAUGACAAGAGCGCCGAUGCUGAAGCAGACGAAUCAGGCGACGAGGCACAGAUGCAGAAUCAUAGGCCGGAAACACAAGGCAAAAAAUGGCAGGGUAUGGUUUCAAUGUCUUUGAUUUUAUGUUGAUGUAGCAGCUGUGGAGCAAUGGACUGAAAAUAUGAUAAUCUGAUAACAGCAAGAAAAUACAUCAGUAAGGAAGGAAUGCAGCAGGAUAGGUAGAGACAAAAGACUGUUCAAAUUGUUAUUGCAUAUAAAAGCCACCAUAAAACUCUGAAAAUGCUCUCCAAUCUUCAGUCACUGUCACUACGUUCCCCCAGCUUUUUACGGUAGUGGCUGCAGCUCAGCUAAGUGUUGGACUCUCUCUGUCUGUCUCUGGAGGACAGGAUUUUCCAGAGGGGGAAUCCCCAACAGAUCCUGAAACAAGUGCAAAAAGCCUCUCAGAGACCUGUGAAAAACUGAAGGCUACACGACUCCAC